Molecule: messenger RNA, 1659 nt
Organism: Candidozyma haemuli
Lineage: Eukaryota; Fungi; Ascomycota; Pichiomycetes; Serinales; Metschnikowiaceae
Gene: PGI1
Product: glucose-6-phosphate isomerase
Exons: 1
Coding region: 1-1659 (552 amino acids)
Biological process (GO): glucose 6-phosphate metabolic process; gluconeogenesis; glycolytic process
Cellular component (GO): cytosol
Molecular function (GO): glucose-6-phosphate isomerase activity; monosaccharide binding; carbohydrate derivative binding
Source: RefSeq, a predicted model, not a curated record
AUGUCACAAUUUUCCAAUUUCAAUCUCUCCUCUGACUUGCCUGCCUGGAAGAAGCUCGAGGCUGUUUACGAGCAGGUUGGCAAGACCAUCAAGGUUAAGGAUGAGUUUGCCCAUGACCCUAAGCGUUUUGAUAAGUUUUCUGAAACGUUCAAGAACUUUGACGAGCUGGAGAUUUUGUUUGAUUUCUCCAAGAACAUUAUCAACGAUGAAGUGAAGAAGGAAUUGCUCGAGUUGGCCAAGGAGGCUGGCGUUGAGCACCUUAGGGAUGAAAUGUUCAAGGGCUCCAAGAUCAACGAGACAGAGGGCAGAGCCGUGUACCACGUGGCUUUAAGAAACAGACUGUUGAAGGAGAUGAAGGUGGACGGUGAAAACACUGCUCCUGAGGUGGACCUGGUGCUCCAGCACAUGAAGGAGUUCUCUGACGAUAUCAGAUCUGGAAAAUGGACCGGUUACACCGGUAAGGCCAUCACCGAUGUGGUUAACAUUGGAAUUGGUGGUUCUGACUUGGGUCCAGUUAUGGUUACCGAGGCAUUGAAGGCUUACUCCAAGCCUGGCCUUAAUGUCCACUUUGUGUCUAACAUUGAUGGUACUCACUUGGCUGAGGCCUUGAAGGGCUUGAACCAGGAGACCACUUUGUUCUUGAUUGCUUCUAAGACCUUCACUACUGCUGAAACCACCACCAACGCUAACUCUGCCAAGGCUUGGUUCUUGGAGAAGGCUAAGAAGGACGAUAUUGCUAAGCACUUCGCUGCUCUUUCCACCAACGCCGAGGAGGUUUCCAAAUUCGGUAUCGACACCAAGAACAUGUUCGGUUUUGAGAGCUGGGUCGGUGGCCGUUACUCUGUUUGGUCUGCCAUUGGCUUGUCUGUGGCCAUCUACAUUGGUUUCGAUAACUUCAACGACUUCUUGAAGGGUGCUGAAGCCUUUGACCACCAUUUCACCACCGCUCCUUUGGAGCACAACAUCGCCGUUCUCGGUGGUAUCUUGUCUGUGUGGUACAACAACUUCUUUGGCGCCCAGACCCACUUGGUCGCUCCUUUCGACCAGUACAUGCACAGAUUCCCAGCCUACCUCCAGCAAUUGUCCAUGGAGUCCAACGGUAAAUCUGUCACUAGAGGCAACUCUUUCACCAACUACCAGACCGGUACCAUCUUGUUCGGUGAGCCAGCCACCAACGCCCAGCACUCUUUCUUCCAGUUGGUCCACCAGGGUACCAAGUUGAUCCCAGCCGACUUCAUUCUUGCUGCUCAGUCUCACAACCCUAUUGAGAACAACUUGCACCAGAGAAUGUUGGCCUCCAACUUCUUUGCCCAGUCUGAGGCCUUGAUGGUCGGUAAGGACGAGAACCAGGUCCAGCAGGAAGGUGCUACCGGUGGCUUGAUCCCACACAAGGUCUUCUCUGGUAACAGACCUACUACUUCUAUCUUGGCCCAAAAGAUCACCCCAGCUACUUUGGGUGCUUUGAUCGCCUACUACGAGCACGUUACCUUUGUUGAAGGUGCCAUCUGGAACAUCAACUCGUUCGACCAGUGGGGUGUUGAGUUGGGUAAGGUUUUGGCCAAGGCCAUCGGCAAGGAGUUGGACAACUCCAGCGACGUGAGCGACCACGACCCAUCCACCAACGGUUUGAUCAACCAGUUCAAGAAGUGGAGCGCAUGA